AUGGCCGGCAACUCAACUGCCGGUGGCUACGGGGCCAACAGCAUGCUGAACGAUACAUCCCAUGGAGUGCAUGACAACAGCAGUGCCAUGGCCGGCAACUCAACUGCCGGUGGCUACGGGGCCAACAGUAUGCUGAACGAUACAUCCCACGGAGUGCAUGACAACAGCAGCGCCAUGGCCGGCAACUCAACUGCCGGUGGCUACGGGGCCAACAGCAUGCUGGACAACGCUCCAUCGGGGACGCAGAGGAACAGUAACACAACGGCAGUCAAUUCGACUGGCGGCUAUGGCAUGAACAGCAUGCUGGACAACGCUCCAUCGGGGACGCAGAGGAACAGUAACACAACGGCAGUCAACUCGACUGGCGGCUAUGGCAUGAACAGUAUUCUGAAAGAUGGUCCGUCUGGAAUUCAGAGGAACAGUAACACAACGGCAGUCAACUCAACUGGCGGCUACGGACUUAACAGCAUGCUGGACGAUUUAUUCUCUUAG
Molecule: messenger RNA, 492 nt
Organism: Trypanosoma grayi
Lineage: Eukaryota; Euglenozoa; Kinetoplastea; Trypanosomatida; Trypanosomatidae
Exons: 1
Coding region: 1-492 (163 amino acids)
Source: RefSeq, a predicted model, not a curated record